Messenger RNA from Prorocentrum cordatum, 4854 nucleotides. The record is from the annotation of a GenBank genome assembly. NCBI's taxonomy places the organism in Eukaryota, Dinophyceae, Prorocentrales, Prorocentraceae.
AUGGAGGCCUUCGUCGGCGCCGUGGGCGACGUCCCGCUGCUGUCGGAGGUGCAGAAGUCCGUGACGGAUGUGCUCACCGGUGCAGGCUUCGCAUUGCCUGAUUACUUGCCAGGCACACCCGCUGCAACAGUCGAUACUUUGAUCGGCACGUUGCAGGGUCCGGUAGGAGGCUUGCUGAAGAGGACGUUCGAACGGGCCGAUGACGUGGCCACGGCAAAACGUGUCAAAGCCGUGGCCGUCUCGCCGCCUGGUGCACAGCCAGGCUUGGGCGGAGCGUUGGCUGCGUCGCACCCUGUCCCUGGCCCACUUACUGGGUCGCUGGUGGGCCUUCUUGGGCCCGAUGCAUCAGCGGGGGCAGUGGCGCGUGCCCUCACUGCUGGCGCCGCGUCAGUUGACAUGGACGCCAAGCGGAAGGCACUGAAGCUGGAGGGCCUCCCGUUCCAGCUGCGCGCGCAGCCGUCCUUGUUCCAGCUCUUGGCUGCGGAUGGCAAAGCGGCUGAAGGGGCGACCCCACCGCGCACAGCGUUCACAUAUGUGGACUUGACCCACAAGGAUUUGCUUCCCUUGUGGAUGAGCGCGGAGGCCAUCGGCGGCCAUACUCCGAGGCCGGGGGAGUUUGAGUGGGACCCCAAUGCGGAUACCAUUUCCCUCGGCGCCCUCGGCAGGGCGUUCAAGGAUGUCCUCGAAAACCCCCGCUAUUUUCGCAGCGUGGUGCAGUGGAACGCAGUGUGGUUCCGCUACGCACCUGUGGCCGUUGCGAUGGGGCAGAUGACGUGGCCGAUUGUGUUGUCCCACGCCGACCAUAUGUACAAGCUCGCCGAAACUGAACGCCACCCAGGGAAUGGCCCUGCAGUAGUCUUCGUCUACGACGAGCUGCUCCGGCGGUCGCUGGCCACCCGCGCUGAGUGGGCGGACCCGUCGUUGGAUCUCGCCGCUGCGUUCGGCGAGACGGACAAGCAGAUCCUGGAGGCGGCGCGGUCCAGGCUCCACCAGGCGGGCCUGGUGCGUCAGGCUCCAGGGGCUGGGAGGUCAAGUGGGUCAACCGCAUUUUCGAAUGAGGCGAACAGCAGGGCCAUAGAGGCAGCCGAUGCUGAUCGCACGGUUGCGCGCGCAGCGCAAGCUGCGAAGGAACUGGCAAAACAGCAUGCUAACCUGGAGGCGCCCAUGGCGGCCAUGGCGGCCAGCAAAGGCCCCAAGGGCAAGGGCGCCGCCAACAGCCAGGACGCGCGCCAGGGCAAGACGAGUAAGCAGUUGAAGUCGGAGAGAUUCUUCGAGAAGCAGCGCCAGAAAGCGAACUACAGGAGGUGGGGCAAGGAUCGGGGCGGGGAGCCCCGCAAAGUGCGCGUGCAGCAGACUUCCGGUCCUGGUGCCGCGCCGCACGGCUUGGGGGCCCCAGCGGGGUUCGACCCGAUGCAGCAUAAAGCGGCGCGGGCGGCGGCUGCUACGACGCCCGCCCAGUUGUACGGGCUACGGCGCGUGAGGCUGGAACACUGGGCGCUCCGCGCGCUGCAGUUGCAGGGCGAGCGGGCGCAAUGGCUCGGAGAUGCGCCGGCUCAUCUCCAGAAGAUGCUGGCCGGCAUCCAUGGCCCGCUCAAGGGUCUCCAGUUCGUCGGUGCCCCCCCUGCUUGCCCAGACUUCUGCAGGCCAGGCGGAGAGCAGCUAUGUACUCUCACUGUCGCCGAGCUGCGGGCCCAGCGCUCGGAACGGAACAACUUCGUUAUCUCGAAGAUCAAGCCGUCCGAGUGGUACGGUGACCUCUGGGCACUCACAGUGGCAGACGCAAGCGCCGGGUACAUGACGACGCCGCAGCUGCUUCAGGAGGUGGACCUCGCCACGGCGUCUGUGACUCGGCGCCUGCCAGUGCGCGAGGAGACGCCAAAGGGCUGGCGCGCGCGGCCAGUCGACGAUUUCACCGAGUCGGGGGUCAAUCCGGCGACGAGGCCCCGCGAUGCCAUCGAGCACGAGACGGUGGACCUUUUCCUCGCGUUGCUCCCCCUGUGCUUGUCCCUUGGCAUGGGCCCGCUGAUGUGGAAGAGGGGCGUCGCGCAGGCUUUCAGGACAGUCCCUCUCCGAUCAGAUUCGCUCGAUCUGGCGUGGGUGGCGUUCGCCCGCGCGGGGCACUUAUGGGCUUCGCAGCGCAGGGCAAUGCCAUUUGGGUCCACUUCGGCCAACUAUGGGUGGCACCGGGUUGGCAGCUUGCUCAAAGCCGCCAUGGUGUUCGACUUUUUCGCGCCUGCGCGCAGGUACGUCGACGACUUCUUCGGGUGCGACCCGCGCGACUGCAAGGUCACAGGCGGCGCGUGCCUGGCGGUGAUCUGCGGGCCCCUGGGCUUCGAGACGGACCCCUCGAAGGACAGCCACCAAACUGAGUGUCUGACUGCAUUGGGUGCUCAGGUGGCUUUGAACGUCGCAUGCUUAUCUGUGUCAGCUGCCGUGGACGCGACCAAGGCGGCACGGUGGAGUGCGGAGCUGUCCCAGAUGCGGGAAUCCCGGCGCUGCAGUCCAGACGUUGCUGCCCGGUACGCCGGCAGGCUGGCCUUUGCAUGCGUUUUGGCAUCAGGGAAGGUGGGGCGCGCCCUCGUAAAGCCGUUCCACGCUCAGGCGAACGCCCCUCUGCCGGGGUUUUCCGUGUCGCCGCUCCUGGAGAACGCGGCCGCGUGGUGGGUGAAGUACCUGGCCCUACGGCCACCCGCCCAGUUAUCGGUGGGCCUCGCUGUCCGCGACACUGCGUGGGCGUGGGCGGACGCCAGUGGCGAGGGCGGUUGUUUGGGGGUUGUCGCAUUCGUGUGCGGCCAGUGGCACUGCGCCCUCAUGGACGCCCCCGCCGUGGUCAUGGGCCAGCUGCUCACGAGGGGCGACGACCAGAUCAACUUCCUCGAGAUGCUCGCGGUGGCCCUCUUCGCGCACGUGUUCGCCGAGCUGGCGAACCUGCUGGCCGGCAGGCUGUGGCUGCAUGCGGCCCAGUGGGCGUGGGCCCCAUAUUGGGUUCGCGUAGAGCGCCGGGGCGCGAUCUGGGUAGAGCCAUCGCUGCCUGCCGAGCUUGAGACCAUUUGGUUUAUGAAUGUGCGCCAGCUGGCCGCGUCCGUAGCCGCGCGUGCUCAGGGUUGGUGGCUCCGCGAUGCGGCGUGCGAUGCUUUCCUGUGGGGCGAGCGCAACAGGGCGCAGCAUAUCGCCAAAUCCCUGGCGGGCAUCGCGCCCACGCGGCGUGCACUGGCGGAGACCGGAGCGGGCCACCUGGCAUCCGAUGCAACGUCGUGGGCAGCAGGCGGCGCAGCGGCUGUAACAUUUGCCAAUCAAGCGUCGCGGGACUGGAAGGCCGCGCCCCGACUCCAUCGCACCCAGGGGUGGACAGAGGAGCCGUGCAGGGUAAGGCCGUUUGCUGCCUUGAAGGCGACAGAGUAUUUGGAUUACGUGGACAACCUGGACAAAUGGCUCCAGUCAGUCGACGACGUGCCGUCGGACCCGGCAUGUUGCCGGAGGCUCGCGGCCGUGCUCGUGGAGCAUGGUUUCCGCGACUGGCGCCACCUGGACUCCGUCAGGCCAGAGUCCCUCCAGGCGAAGAACGUGAACCAGGCGGCCCUGCUGCAGCGCGCUGUGGACAAGGCCACCGCGCUGGGCCUCAGGUUGAGGCGGGGCACUGGGCCAACCGGCGAAGCCAUCCCAGCUGGGCCUUGGCGCGCUGCCUCCAUCGGGGUUGCGCCCGAGCCAGCCGCGGCGAAGUCGGCGCUCGACGCCGCGACCGGGUUGUCCCAGUCCGCGGUCACCUCUGCGCAAGGUGCGUGGGCCAAAGAGGCCAAGAGGUUGGGCGUGCCUGUUCAAGGCGCUACGCCCAGGGCCGUCAUUGGGCACCUGGCCACUUCUGCUCCUGGCCCCGACGCGGUGCAGCUCCUCGACGAGCGCGCCAGGCUCUUGCGGUUAGAAUGCAAGCGUGGUUCUCUCCAGUCAGUUGCGUCAGGUCUCAGGGCAUGGCACGCGUUUGCGACCCUGGUCCUCGGGUAUCCUGAUGUUGCCACCCUGCCGCCGAGGAGCGAACAGGACGUGUGCCGGUUCCUCGCGGUCUUCGUCAACGCUGGCACCGCAGCCAAUUAUGUCGGCUAUGUCAAGUGGGCAUGCGUCAACCUGGCGUUGCCCACCGCGUGGUGGACCGAGGCGGUCACGCUCACUAUCAGGGGCCUGCGCGCGGAGCAGAUCCGGGCCACAGGUGGGCCCGCCAGCGUGAGAGUGUUGCUUGCCGACGACUGGGUGGCGCAGCUAGCGUGCCUGGCGGAGUCCAUGCGCAUGCCCUCGGUGCAGGCGGCGGUGCUGGUGUCCUCGGUGUUUUUGCUGAGAGUGCAGAGCGAGACGAUCGGCUUGGAGGCCGGCAGGCGUUGCGAAGCGCAGCUCUUGCCUCGCGGCCGGCACAGCGCCGUCUGGAUCGAGCAGAAUGGCGGGUCUGCCGACGCGCUCCACAUCCGGCUCGCGAGGCGCAAGAACAGGCCACAGGGGAGCACGUUGAUACGGACGUGCGCCUGCGCUGGUGGGCAUUCCAGGUGCUGCGCGGUCCACACCGUGACGCCCAUCUUGCGUUCAAGGGAUGUGGGGGGGAAGCUUUUCGAAUUCUCUAGCGCGCACCUCCUCGAGCAGGUGCGCCGUCUGCUGGGACUACUGGGCCAUAGAUGUGCGAACCACUGCACGUUGAAGGGUUUCCGUGCUGGCCGCGCGACGUCACUAGCAGCGGCGGGCUCGCCUCUGGGUGUCAUUCUGGCUGCAGGCGAGUGGAGGUCGGCCGCCUUCUUGCGCUACUGCCAUGCCGACGAGCUGUCCGCGACGUCGAUGAUUGAGGUGGCCUGCGAGGACAACGAUGACGAGGACUGA